AUGCCUGUCCUUACUUAUUGUCAUCUAGAAGGUAAGAUAUCUACGAAAUACUUAGCACCUAUCCCUACAAAUAUACUGAGUCUGGAGAUGGGUAUAUCAACUCUACUUGGCGCGCGCGGGGGACAGUUUAGGAGGAGCCGAGAAAAAUACAUGGACUGUCGCAACAGCAUUGCAGCUCGAGUUCAGGGGGCAAAGUUUCUUUUUGUGCCUCUCACCAUUCAUCAUCUAACAAACUCCGCUUUAAAAAAAAAAAUUUGGUUGCGUAUAUGCAAACAUUUUCUUCGGCUUCGCAAUGCCGAAAAAAGUGAAAACAUUCCCCAUUUUUUCGACUCCUUCCAAACUAAUACUUUAUCAAAGUAAAUCUUUUGGAGGAUCGAUAAUUUUUUAGUUUAAACUGAAUUUGAGGAUCUGACGUAAUGUGAAAACUAGCAAUAAAUUUGCAUAGUUGCUGGCCAUGUGAGUGAUCUAGUAUGGGGCGUUGGCUUUACUAGGUCUCAAAAUAUAAGCCAAGCAAAAACAACAAUAAAAUUCGAUGCAGUCAGUCUAUACCCUGGUCCAAGAGGUUUUUCUUGAAAUCUUUCUUCAAGAAAGAAAAAAAAAAAGUUUUCUUCGUGACUCCUUGUCGCCGCUUUGCGGCUCGCUUUCUCUUUGGCAAAGAAAAAUUUCAAGAAAAACCUCUGGAACCAGGUAGUCAAUCUAAUAAUCGCAUUUGCUUUCGUUUAAUUAUCCAGAAAGAAGCUGUAGUGACAUUAAAGCUCAAAAUCCUCGGGCCACGAGUGGCUCUUACGUCAUCGACCCAGAUGGCGACGGAGGCAACGAGCCUUUUACUGUCUUUUGUGACAUGGCUGACAAAAACGGUGUCGGCGUGACGGUAGUAGGUCACGACAGCGAAGCUAGAACGCUAGUUGAUGGCUACGAAGGACCAGGGAGUUACGUGAAAUAUAUCACCUACACUGCAACGGGGCUUACCGACGUGGCACAGUUAGCAGUGCUGGCAGAUGUUUCCGCUCACUGCGAACAGUUUAUUAAGUAUGAAUGCUAUCGUGCCCUUCUUUUCAGAGAUGAUGAAUGCUGGUGGGUAUCACGUGACAACGAAAAGAUGAUCUAUUGGGGCGGAGCUAGACCAGAUGAUUACAAAAAGUGCGCAUGUGGGGUGACAUCGCCAAACUCCUGCGUAGACCCUAAUUAUGGAUGUAACUGCGAGAUGAAUGAUGCCACGUGGCGCGAAGACAGCGGUUUACUAACUGAGAAAUCCCAACUUCCGGUGAUGGAGUUAAGAUUUGGGGACACUGGUGGCUCGUCAGAGAGAGGCUAUCACACCCUUGGAAAAUUCAAGUGUUACGGUUAGCCAGCCCAAUAUUGGCUUCCUUAGUAUUAAGCCUGAUAAAUAAAAAAAGAAAAGGAGUUUUGUCACAUUAAAUCCAACUCUGUAAGGGACGGUACUGUUUCACGGCUGUCCAAUUCAUUUUGUUUCUAAAGAAUGUCUCUAAUGUCAUCUACGCUUUUAGGUACUUUUGUUAAUACUUCUUAGUUAAGUUUAAAACAUUGUAAUUAGUAAUUAGCUAACAUUGUAAUUAGUAUUAGAUUAAGUGUUGUAAUUAGUUAUUAUAAAUAAUGUAUUUAAAUAUAAUCAUUGAAAAGCCCCUUUGGGAGGUAACAAUAAAGUAUUUAAGCAAUAGAAAACGUUUUCCGUGUUUGCAUAACCUGAUAUAAACACGAGAGGGGUUGGGAGAAUUCGAGACAGUUCGAAACCCUCGAAUUCGAGACUGUUCAAACCCUCGACUUCGUCUCGGGUUUGCAUAACCGUCGAGAAUUCUCUCAACGCCUCGAGUGUUUAUAUCAGGCUAUGCAAACACAGGAAAAAAGUUUUCUAUUGCUUUUAUAAAAUAACUUUCCCGAGAAAAAAACGCAAAACUCUUUGUAUGGCACUGAUUAAAAGAGAAAUUCUUUCCAGUCGCAAAAUCUUGUCCACGAAGUCUUGCACGCGUAACGAGUUCUUGUUUUGCAAAAAAGAUGCUUUGCAAAAUGCGGAUUUUUCUCGCUUUAAAUGUCAGCUUAAGCGAAGAAAAAUUGACUCACCUUCUUUGUAACGAUUUUCCAUGUUUCACUCCGAGGAAGGAAUGGGUAAAUAAAGUAAACUUGUCGAGUUUUGAACUGGAAAACUUUUUCAAAUUCGUGCAAGCCAAACAACUUGACGCCACAACCAUGUUUACAUACUCUCAUGCAAACACUCCUCUCGGCCAAUCAGAGCGCCCGUACUAUCUUAGUUAUUUUGUAAGUAUGUAUGUAUGUAUGUACGCCGCAUCGAUAUCCGCUAUAAUACUUGAGAAACCUGUGAAUAACAAAAUCACAGGUUCGUGUCAAAGGAUUCGUCUCUAAAGCAUUAUAUCCAUGGUUGCAAACAGCAAAAAUGACCUUUGAAAAACUGUUAGGUGACAACGUUUUUAAAAACCAUACUUGCAAUCCCUUUCAAUCUUCUUUAAGUUAGUCCAUCCCCGCUUCUCUCUGAAAUUGCUGUAUCAUUUAUACCUUCUUCUGACGUCUGAAGCGGUGAGUUUUAAUGUUUCACUCAAUUUGGCGAUAGUUCCCACGGUUUGAAUUUUGAUAAAUUUCGCGACACAGCUUCUUUAAGAGGCUUUAGCAUCGAUUGUCCAAACUUUAUUUCUAGAUAUUGCCUUCCUUUUGGGUGGUCUAUAAACGAUUCUUCCUCAUUGGAGCCAUGCAAGAUAAAGUCAAGCAAAAAAGUGAGCUUUGUUGCGUCGCAAAAUGUACAAAAUAACACAAGGCAUUUAUACCGCGAAAUGUAACAUAACAUAUGGUAUAAAACCGAAGUGUAAUAAGUAAACUUUUAAAGGAAAAUGUAGCACCUUUUUCAUUAAAAAAAGAAACAGUUAACGGUGUUUGCCUCUUUUAAAUAUUGACAAAGGGAUGUUAUUAUUCAUCAUAAAGAGUACCCGAUUAAUAGUGAAUAAAAUGACACUAUUCCCACCUCAGCGUUCAUUUUGUUGAACUCGAUUUAGUGCGUUUACAUUAUUGUCUUCCCUUAAUCUUGCUUAUGUUAGACAACCCCUAAACUAACCCCCGCCCAAAUGAUACAGGGAGCUUGGUUCACGGCUUGGGCAAAUGGUAAGCAAAAUUCAGGACAGGUAAAUUUCGUUCCGGAAUCGCGUUUACUAUUUGUACAAAUAAGUUCCAUCUACCUAAAAAAGAAUGCAAAGUCCUGAAAUUGGUAUCAAAGAUUGCGUUUAAGAAGUGGAACCUGUACACAAAUUUCUUUUUGGACCAUUCCGUCCGAAAAAGAAAAAACAGGACUAUUUUUUCAGAUGUCCCGUCGCUCUGCUGGAAUGACCCAAAAAGUCGAGUUUCAUUUACUUCCCAACCCGAUUUUUCGGAAACGCUUUGUAAAGGGCAAACAACCUUGAUUCACAAGGGACCGUUUUAUAUAUUGGCUCCGUUCACAAGGCACUUUAAUUUGCACGGCUUGGCGUCUAAAUUUUCAUACGGAGGUAGUUCAUUGUGAACGGAAGGAAUAAUUUAAAAACGCACGAAUUUUCAACAGGUGGAAAAUUCGUCCGGUGGUGAGUGUGGUCGUGCCUUAAUACUGCACAUGUGGGGCACGUGCAGCACACUUUUUUUUGUACAUUUCUUUACAGUCAAUGCACAACUAUAAAGUGGAAUUCCCUCACGUGGCGUUUUAAGGAGUACGUAACCCUGCAGUUCUUUCUUUUUCUUUCUUCUUUCCUUACUCUGAAAAAGACAAACGCACAACAGUCCUAUUUAGGACUUGACGUAAUGUGAAAACUAGCAAUAAAUUUGCAUAGUUGCUGGCCAUGUGAGUGAUCUAGUAUGGGGCGUUGGCUUUACUAGGUCUCAAAAUAUAAGCCAAGCAAAAACAACAAUAAAAUUCGAUGCAGUCAGUCUAUACCCUGGUCCAAGAGGUUUUUCUUGAAAUCUUUCUUCAAGAAAGAAAAAAAAAAAGUUUUCUUCGUGACUCCUUGUCGCCGCUUUGCGGCUCGCUUUCUCUUUGGCAAAGAAAAAUUUCAAGAAAAACCUCUGGAACCAGGUAGUCAAUCUAAUAAUCGCAUUUGCUUUCGUUUAAUUAUCCAGAAAGAAGCUGUAGUGACAUUAAAGCUCAAAAUCCUCGGGCCACGAGUGGCUCUUACGUCAUCGACCCAGAUGGCGACGGAGGCAACGAGCCUUUUACUGUCUUUUGUGACAUGGCUGACAAAAACGGUGUCGGCGUGACGGUAGUAGGUCACGACAGCGAAGCUAGAACGCUAGUUGAUGGCUACGAAGGACCAGGGAGUUACGUGAAAUAUAUCACCUACACUGCAACGGGGCUUACCGACGUGGCACAGUUAGCAGUGCUGGCAGAUGUUUCCGCUCACUGCGAACAGUUUAUUAAGUAUGAAUGCUAUCGUGCCCUUCUUUUCAGAGAUGAUGAAUGCUGGUGGGUAUCACGUGACAACGAAAAGAUGAUCUAUUGGGGCGGAGCUAGACCAGAUGAUUACAAAAAGUGCGCAUGUGGGGUGACAUCGCCAAACUCCUGCGUAGACCCUAAUUAUGGAUGUAACUGCGAGAUGAAUGAUGCCACGUGGCGCGAAGACAGCGGUUUACUAACUGAGAAAUCCCAACUUCCGGUGAUGGAGUUAAGAUUUGGGGACACUGGUGGCUCGUCAGAGAGAGGCUAUCACACCCUUGGAAAAUUCAAGUGUUACGGUUAG
Molecule: messenger RNA, 4724 nt
Organism: Porites evermanni
Lineage: Eukaryota; Metazoa; Cnidaria; Anthozoa; Scleractinia; Poritidae
Source: the annotation of a GenBank genome assembly